Botrytis porri is the source of this 309-nucleotide messenger RNA. RefSeq lists its product as uncharacterized. The record is from RefSeq and is a predicted model, not a curated record. The coding region runs from base 1 to 309 and encodes 102 amino acids. The transcript has 2 exons. NCBI's taxonomy places the organism in Eukaryota, Fungi, Ascomycota, Leotiomycetes, Helotiales, Sclerotiniaceae.
AUGGUGAUGAUUAGGGUCGAAUAUUCCAAGAAAGACGCGCUGACUUUGGCAGCUGGUCCCGAACCGAAAUUCGUGAACUUGGAGUCAGUCAUCAUUCGUGUCCCUCCAUACUUGCCGUCGGUCCAAAAUGAUCAGGUAUUGAUUGUCAUUCAUGACUACUACCAACGGGCCGAAAGAUCAGUGAGCGCUGAGGAAGAAAGAGAGAAAGAUGCAAGACAAAAAAACGAAAGACAGCAUGAGUGGUGGGGCUGGCCAAGUAUAGCUCCACUAACUAAAUGGAGCUGGAGCUGGAGCUUGAGCUUGGGCUAG